This is a messenger RNA of Glycine soja, 463 nucleotides long. Its product is annotated as probable aldo-keto reductase 1. The transcript is spliced from 3 exons. The record is from RefSeq and is a predicted model, not a curated record. Bases 1 to 459 code for a protein of 152 amino acids. NCBI's taxonomy places the organism in Eukaryota, Viridiplantae, Streptophyta, Magnoliopsida, Fabales, Fabaceae. Gene Ontology annotation, cellular component: cytoplasm.
AUGGAAUUUAUCCGAUUAAACCAAUCCAAUAAGCACCCUAAGUUCGACGUUGGAGCUCCCAGGGACUUGCCUCGAGAUCAAAUUCAGAUUGCAACAAAGUUUGUGAUUGUCAAAAUGGAAAAUGGUAAUGUGAUAGUGAACGGUUCCCCUGAAUAUGUUCGGUCCUGUUGCGAGGGUAGCCUCCAACGCCUUGGUGUCAGCUACAUUGAUCUCUAUUAUCAGCACUGUGUUGACACCACUGUACCCAUUGAAGACACUAUUGGAGAGCUUAAAAAGCUGGUCCAAGAGGGAAAAAUAAGGUACAUAGGAUUGUCGGAAGCUAGCCUUGACACAAUUAGAAGGGCACAUGCUGUUUAUCCCAUUACUGCUGUGCAAAUGGAGUGGUCCCUUUGGACUCGUGAAAUUGAGCAAGAUAUUGUUCCACUUUGCAGGUACUUGUCGAGGGUGUCCAUAAUGUAAAAUG